GGAUAAUGGAUGUUUUCAGUCUGUCCACCCCUCACUACCCUUGUACUGCCGUCGCUUUCGCCGGUAAAAACCGCGAAAACAGCACCUCCACGUCCACCACUUCACUAGCCUUCUCUCGAGGAGCACCGCCGCCGCAACCACGACGACCAACACUGCAGCCAGAACCCAAGAAUAGCAACAGCAACGACAAAUCCGCUAGCUCUACUUCUCUUUCCUCGGUCUCCAAAACUCUGAAAAAUCCUCUGAAGAAUCUAGUUAACACCUCCUACGCUCCCUCCCCUCCUCCCACCAAGAAUGACAUCUCGCUAUCCGCCAGAUUACGACUCUCCAGCAAGCUUAACCCUCCGCCACCACCACCACCACCACCGCCGCCGCAAAUUCAAACCCUAGAAAUAAAUAUACAGGAGGAAGAGAGCGAUGAAAGUGAAAUUGAGGAAAAUGAAGUACCAGAAACCGAAUUCCGGCAAGUGGGCAAAAUCUUUGUGGGGAAUUUACCUACCUGGAUAAAGAAACAUGAGGUGACCGAGUUUUUUCGACAAUAUGGGCCCAUAAAGAAUGUAAUCCUGAUCAAAGGGCACAACGAUACUGAGAGGAAUGUAGGUUUUGGGUUUGUGAUAUAUGAUGGGGCAACGGCUGAGAAAUCGGCGAUGAACGCCGUUGAGUUUGAUGGGGUGGAGUUCCAUGGUAGGGUACUGACGGUGAAGCUGGAUGAUGGAAGGCGGUUAAAGGAAAAGACGGAGGAGAGGAUGCGGUGGGUUGAGGGAGACGAUCGUGUAGAGCAUCCGUCAAAGUGGCAUGAGGAAAGAGACCAUUCGAGGAAGGUGUUCCGGCAGGUACUGGAGACUGAGCCAGAUAAUUGGCAAAAGGUUGUUACUGCUUUCGAAAGUAUCAAGAAGCCUUCCAGAAGAGAAUUUGGGUUGAUGGUGACUUAUUAUGCAAGAAGAGGAGAUAUGCAUCGUGCACGCCAAACUUUUGAGAGCAUGCGGGCAAGGGGAAUAGAGCCAAACUCUCAUGUUUACACAAACCUUAUUCACGCUUAUGCAGUUGGUAGAGACAUGGAAGAAGCGUUAUCCUGUGUCAGGAAAAUGAAGGAAGAGCACAUUGAAAUGAGCUUGGUAACUUAUAGUAUACUUGUGGGGGGAUUUGCCAAAAUGGGUAAUGCGGAAGCUGCAUAUCGGUGGUUUGAGGAGGCGAAAGAGAGGCAGUCAACAUUAAAUGCGAUCAUUUAUGGAAGUAUAAUUUAUGCUUACUGUCAAGCAUGCAAUAUGGAUCAAGCUGAAGCAUUGGUGAGAGAGAUGGAAGAAGAAGGUAUAGAUGCUCCUAUUGACAUAUAUCACACCAUGAUGGAUGGUUAUACUAUGAUUGGCAAUGAAGAGAAAUGUCUGAUUGUGUUUGAAAGGCUCAAGGAAUGUGGAUUUACGCCUACAGUAUUUACUUACGGAUGUCUUAUCAAUUUAUACACUAAGAUUGGUAAAGUCACCAAGGCCUUAGAGGUUAGCAAUAUGAUGAAGUUGAAUGGAAAUAAGCAUAACGUGAAGACAUACUCCAUGUUGAUCAAUGGAUUUUGCAAGUUGAAAGAUUGGACGAAUGCAUUCACUAUUUUUGAAGAUCUUGUAAAAGAUGGUUUGAAGCCUGAUGUGAUUCUCUAUAAUAACAUAAUUAAAGCAUUUUGCGGUAUGGGCAACAUGGAUCGUGCCAUCCAGACUGUCAAGUGUAUGCAGAAGGAGAGGCAAAGGCCUACUUCACGUUCAUUUUUACCUAUCAUACAUGGAUAUGCAAGAGCUGGUGACAUGGGCAAGGCAUUGGAGACCUUCAAUGUGAUGAGACAGAGUGGAUGCAUUCCAACUGUCCACACUUUCAAUGCUUUGAUUCUUGGUCUUGUCGAGAAGCGUCAGAUGGAGAAGGCUGUUAAAAUAUUGGAUGAGAUGGAACAUGCAGGAAUAAGUCCGAGUGAACACACAUAUACGACCAUUAUGCAUGGUUAUGCAUCAUUGGGUGAUACUGGUAAAGCAUUUGAGUAUUUCACUAAAUUGAGAAAUGACGGCUUAGAGCUUGAUGUGUACACGUAUGAGGCCCUGCUAAAGGCAUGCUGCAAGGCGGGAAGGAUGCAAAGUGCUUUAGCUGUGACAAAAGAAAUGAGUGCCCAGAACAUACCAAGAAACACCUUUGUUUAUAAUAUUUUAAUUGAUGGAUGGGCCAGGAGGGGUGAUGUUUGGGAGGCAGCUGACCUGAUGCAACAAAUGAAAAAAGGAGGAGUUCAACCUGAUAUCCAUACUUACACAUCUUUUAUAAACGCUUGUUGUAAAGCUGGAGACAUGCUGAGAGCAACAAGAACAGUGGAAGAAAUGAAAUCCGGUGGAGUGAAACCAAAUGUUAAAACAUACACUACGCUGAUACAUGGGUGGUCACGUGCGUCUCUUCCGGAAAAAGCUUUAAGAUGUUUCAAUGAGAUGAAGGUGGCUGGUCUAAAGCCAGACAGAGCUGUAUAUCAUUGCUUGAUGACUUCUUUGCUGUCAAGGGCUACUGUUGCUGAAUCAUACAUCUACUCCGGGGUUCUUUCCAUCUGUAAAGAGAUGGUAGACUCUGGGUUCGCUGUAGAUAUGGGUACUGCAGUUCACUGGUCCAGGUGUUUACGAAGGAUCGAGAGGACGGGUGGCCUGCUAACGGAAGCAUUACAGAAAACCUUCCCUCCUGAUUGGAGCUCAUACCAUACCCUUGGUAUAACAUCCGAACGAGAAGCUGAACAUGAAUCUGAUAGUAACUGUGAUGAUGAUGAUGUACAUUUUGCUGACAGUGAUGAGGACAAUGAGGAUGAAGAUGAAAAUUUCAAUGGCAGAUUAUUAGCUUAAGUAUCAUUGAGAGAGAGAUUUAUUGAUAUACGUGGUAUUAUUCAUGUAACUUUUGGUGUCAACUAUUAUGGUAAAUGACAGAGGUAGUUUCAAUCCUUAAUGUUGUCAAUGUAUCCAAAUUCCAUUGUUCAUGAUUCUUGAAACUCCAUGUUGUAAAUAUAUGAAGUAGAAAUUCAAUUCUUUGUUUAUGCUGA
This is a messenger RNA of Tripterygium wilfordii, 3043 nucleotides long. RefSeq names its product pentatricopeptide repeat-containing protein At5g04810, chloroplastic. The record is from RefSeq and is a predicted model, not a curated record. Bases 6 to 2849 code for a protein of 947 amino acids. The transcript has 10 exons. Gene Ontology annotation, molecular function: protein binding; RNA binding. Lineage: Eukaryota; Viridiplantae; Streptophyta; Magnoliopsida; Celastrales; Celastraceae.